CUCUAACCAACUUUAUUUAGUAUGAAGUCAAGUUGCUUGUGUUUUGAAGCAGUGAGCAAAGGGAAAUUUCACCGCAAAGAAGAUGAAGCUGUGUAAAACGUUUUUAGAAAAUGAGUUCAGAGGCCAGCUGCUGAACCAGAGGUGGACACGAGGGGACAGAAUAAGCAGAUUCUGUGAGACCAAGAGGAGCCUGCGAAUCAAAAUGAGUCAGGAAGCAGCAGAAACAAGAACACGGACCCGCUCAAAAGGCAUCAGAGUACCCAGUGAACUCGUGGGAACAGAGUUAAGCUGCCCCACCCCUGGAUGUGAUGGUUCAGGCCAUGUCAGUGGGAGAUAUUCACGACACAAAAGCGUUCUCGGUUGCCCAAUAGUGAAGAAGAGGAAACUUGCGGAGGCAGAGGCAGAGGCAGAGGCAGAAGAGAAUCAGCCCGCCCCUAAGAAAAAGUCCCCGUCCCUGAAGUUGGCCAUGGACGAGGGUUUCAACGCAGCAGACAGUGAUGCUGGCAGUGAGGCGGAGCAUGAGGAGGAGGAGGAGGAGUCAGAGGAUGAGGAACAGAAAGAGAAAGAAAAUAACAAAAUGCCAAACCCACUGGAGUCCAUGAAAGCCAAUUGCGCUCAGGUGUUACCCGAAGACACAGAAAAAGAGACAUCUGUCAAGUUCGACACCAUAGCUGCACCUGAAGCAGAGGCUCUGCAGGAGGACACAGAGGCAGAAGCAGAAACAGAGGCAGAGACAGCAACAUACAGACGUGAAGAGGAGGUGCAAGCAGUGGCAGAGAUACAGGCCACAGAGGAGGAGGAGGAGGAG
Messenger RNA from Oncorhynchus gorbuscha (pink salmon), 808 nucleotides. RefSeq names its product myelin transcription factor 1-like. Gene Ontology annotation, molecular function: zinc ion binding. The record is from RefSeq and is a predicted model, not a curated record. Gene Ontology annotation, biological process: regulation of DNA-templated transcription. Lineage: Eukaryota; Metazoa; Chordata; Actinopteri; Salmoniformes; Salmonidae. Gene Ontology annotation, cellular component: nucleus. The transcript has 7 exons. The annotation marks the transcript as partial.